Molecule: messenger RNA, 351 nt
Organism: Paramecium octaurelia
Lineage: Eukaryota; Ciliophora; Oligohymenophorea; Peniculida; Parameciidae
Source: the annotation of a GenBank genome assembly
AUGGGUGCUUGUCAUACUUCUAGACAAAGAAGAUAAAGCGAUGUAAUGAGGAUAAGUGAAAGAAUUUCACCUCAGAAAUUGGAUUUCACCUGCUAACGGUUGUCUCUAUAUUUAGAAUUGGUUGGAGAUACUCACACUUUAGGUGGAUACUUACAAGAACGAAUUCAAACUUUGCUUGAAAUUAAAUAAAAACUAAUUAUUGUUAGAUGUUAAUAAUCUAAGAUGAAAUUGCUGCAUGAAGCAUCUGAAAUUAUUGAAUACUUAUACAAUGAUAAACACUUUAGUUAAGCAUUUCCUAUUUUAAGGGAGAGUCUCUUUGAAAUCACAUAAGUGACAUUUGUUACGGAGUGA